GCAUCAGAGAGGGAGGUUACGCAUCGCCCCCUCCUGCUCCGUUCUGCGUGUGUUAUGAUUUCCUGCCUCGAGUGUUUCUCAUUGCCCUUACCUCCCCACGUGACCUCGCCUGACCUGGGAUGCUGGAAAAUACUCCCUCCUUGACUCCAAACUGCCAUGUUGUGACCUCGCUGGUUUUUAUAUAAGAAACGAGAUUUUUUUUAUAUUUAUUUAUUUAUUUAUAUUUUUCUCGAACGAAACUUUUCCUGAAUGUGAAGAAAAUUCGAGUUUAUAUUAUUUUUUUAUUUUUGGGGUGAAGAAAAAAAAUAUUUGUUGGUGAUUUUUAUUUGAUAGUUAUUGUGGUGAAACUGCGGCGGUGGUGGUGGUGAUGGUGGUGGUGAUGGGGAGAGGGGCGUGGUGGUGGUGGUGGUGGUGGUGGUGGUGUGUGGUGAUGGUGGUGGUGGUGGUGAUGGCGCCCCUUCCUGGAAUGUGCAUCAAAUGGCUGGCACUGUCUCGGGUGACCAGCCUGGCAGUGACGGCGCCGGGCAGCCCUCAGGUGUGCGAGAGCUUCCGCGGGUCUCUGGUAAGGCAGCAGGUGAGGUUCUGCAAGGAGAAUCCAGUGUUCAUGGACAGCGUGAAGCGAGGCGCCAUCUGGGCCAUCGACGAGUGCCAGUUUCAGUUCAGGACGCGCCGCUGGAACUGCUCCACGCUCAACGACGAUGCCAUUGAGGCGUUCAAGAAGGCGUUCAAACCGAAACCCCCGCCAGAGCCGCUGAUGGUGAGCAACAAGACAGAGAGAGCGGCGCCCAUGGGGGUGAUUCUUCCCUCCAGCUCCCCCGGUCGCCCCCCCAACACCAGUUACUACCAAAACACCUCCCCAGCUCGUCCCCCUCACAGACAGAGGAGGGGCAGGAAGACGAAGAAGAAGAGUAAACGGAAGAGGAACAGAGGAGGAGGAAAGGGAUUAGUCGGUCCUUACCCCAUUGUGCCCCAGGGCACUCGGGAGGCGGCCUUCGUGCACGCCAUCUCUUCAGCCGGGGUGGCCCAUGCAAUCACCCGGCGGUGUUCCUCAGGGGAGCUGGACGACUGCGGCUGCGACAGAUCCGUGCGGGGCGUCACCAGACAGGGUUUCCAGUGGUCAGGGUGCUCAGACAACAUAGCCUACGGAGUGUCGCUGUCCAAGAGAUUCGUGGACGCCCGUGACAGGAAGCUGGUCAAGAGGAAGAAGACAGGGCGAGUGAGCUCCAGGGCGCUUAUGAAUCUACACAAUAAUGAGGCGGGAAGAAAGCUGAUAGAGAUAAACAUGCGCGUGGAAUGCAAAUGUCAUGGCGUCUCUGGCUCCUGUGAACUGAAGACCUGUUGGAAAGCCAUGCCUACUUUCAGAGAGAUCGGCGAAGUCCUGAAGGAGAAGUUUGACGGCGCGACGGAGGUCCGAGUGAAGGAGGUGUCUGGGCGGGCGGAGCUGGAGCCCAACAAGCAGUACUUCAAGAAGCCCACUGAGGUAGACCUGGUGUACGUGUCCUCCUCUCCUGAGUACUGCGAGUAUGACAUCACCAGUGGCUCUCUCGGCACACAGGGACGCAGGUGUAACAAGACGUCACGAGGGCUGGAUGGCUGUGACCUCCUGUGCUGCAGUCGAGGCUACACCACCACGCAGGAGCAGGUGAAGGAGCGGUGUUCCUGCAAAUUCCACUGGUGUUGUUACGUGAAGUGUGGAACUUGUAUCAGAGAUGUUACUGUCCACUAUUGCAAGUAACACCAGCAACACCACUGUCUGUCUGUCUGUCUGUCUGUCUGUCUGUCUCGAGUACUUUUUAAAUAUCUAGUAGGGUGUUUCUGUGUGUUAUUUGUCUGUCUGUCUGUCUGUCUGUGUAGGUGAGCAUUUGUAUAGUAAAAAUUAUGUAGUGUGUAUUCUUAAUUCUUCUUCUUCUUCUUCUUCUUCUUCUUCUUCUUCUUCUUCUUCUUCUUCUUCUUCUUCUUCUUCUUCUUCUUCUUCUUCGUUUUUUCUUCUUCCUCUUCGUUUUUCUUCUACUUUUUCUAUUCUUCUUCGUCCUUUUUCUACAUUUCAUACUUGUCCUCCUCCUCCUCCUCCUCCUC
Messenger RNA from Portunus trituberculatus (swimming crab), 2076 nucleotides. Its product is annotated as protein Wnt-4-like. NCBI's taxonomy places the organism in Eukaryota, Metazoa, Arthropoda, Malacostraca, Decapoda, Portunidae. Gene Ontology annotation, biological process: neuron differentiation; canonical Wnt signaling pathway; cell fate commitment. Gene Ontology annotation, molecular function: cytokine activity; frizzled binding. The record is from RefSeq and is a predicted model, not a curated record. Gene Ontology annotation, cellular component: extracellular region.